This is a messenger RNA of Lithohypha guttulata, 1155 nucleotides long. RefSeq lists its product as uncharacterized. Gene Ontology annotation, biological process: magnesium ion transmembrane transport; intracellular magnesium ion homeostasis. Gene Ontology annotation, cellular component: plasma membrane. Gene Ontology annotation, molecular function: magnesium ion transmembrane transporter activity. Lineage: Eukaryota; Fungi; Ascomycota; Eurotiomycetes; Chaetothyriales; Trichomeriaceae. The transcript is spliced from 2 exons. The record is from RefSeq and is a predicted model, not a curated record. Bases 1 to 1155 code for a protein of 384 amino acids.
AUGCAGGGCCAGCCGGCGUCCACAAGUCAGGUCAGCAACAAUUCAGUGGCCAAAGUCUUUCACGACGUGCGCAGUACAAGCAAGCAUGAACCUUUGGACAUCGUUCUUGGUGGAGAAAACUUCCAUGUGAAUCCACUGGCGUCGACUUCUGCCACCGGUGUCCGUGCUGCGUCUGACGAGAAGUGCCUCCCACAAAUGGCUGAAGUGAGUGAGACAGGGCUGGGACGAUUCCUGUCCUUCACUUCAAAACUGGGGCAGGCAAGGUACGCAAAGCAAUUAGUGGAUUUUAUCGUGGAGGGCUCCAAUCUGCGGGACCUCUUCGAUGUUGGACCGGAGGGUGGAGUGUGGUGGCUUGAUGUCCUUAACCCCACCAAAGCAGAACUUGACGUUAUUGCCUCAGCGUUCAAAAUCCAUCGUUUGAAAAAGGAGGACAUUGAAACGCAGGAAGCUAGUGAGAAGGUGGAGCUCUUCUCACAAUACUGUUUCGUCUGCUUCCGCUCAUUCGAGAUGAAUAAACCAUGUGACGACUGUGACUUCGUCUCCCUGAGUCCGGACUACAUAUGCUAUGCCAUGAUUGACGAUAUUGUAGACUCCUUCGCACCUAUUAUUCACGAGGCAGAAAUUGAAUCCCAAAAAAUCGAAGACCAGGUUUUCAUCGCUCGGGAGGACGACUUCCUUGCUCUCUUACGACAGAUUGGCGACUGCCGCAAGCGUGUCCUCAAUUUAAUGCGGCCUCUUGGUGGAAAGGCGAAUGUUAUCAAAGGGUUCGCCAAACGUUGUAACGAGCAGUACAGAAUUACUCCACGUGGUGACAUCGGCCUUUAUCUUGGCGACAUUCAGGACCACGUAGUCACCGUGAUGAGCAACGUGGGUCAUAUUGAGAAGAUGCUCAGCCGCUCUCAUGCGAAUUAUCUGGCUCAGUCGAGCGUUGACAGCAUUCUCGAGGGCAACUACACGAACAGAUCGCUUGCCAAGAUUAUGGUUGUUGCCACGAUUCUGGUACCCCUGAAUUUGAUUACCGGUUUGUUCGGGAUGAAUGUGCACGUACCUGGACAGGAUCUGUCAGGAUACAGUUGGUUCGGAGGGAUCCUCGGUGUGAUUGUGCUUUUUGUCAGUGUCAGCCUUCUCCUGGCAAAGAAGAUGAAGUUGAUUUGA